AAACACUUUAUUUAUGAAAAUACAUAACUUCAUGCUUAUAUAUUUACAUGCACCAUCACUUCUACUGUGUGAUAAUAAAAACGUGUGUUUUUUUUUCUAAAAAUAUAAGUAUGCAUUUGUUUGUUCGGUGACUUAUUAUAGGCGGUGUGAGAUAAUGCUCGCCCUGAAAGCGGGUAACCCACAAUGCUUUGUAAAGACCGUUUCCAACGAGUAAAUCGAGUUUUUAACAUUAUAUUUUUGUUUUGCUUUGUGUAUUUUCUCAACUGUUAUACAUUUUCUGAUGACUUUCCUGGAGUUUCAUUAUAACCCAAAAUUUAUUCUGACAUUUGCCUUUUUAACACUCUAGCAGCCUCAUGUAUUGUCCAAUCUUCAUGAACUGUGGUUAAUGCAAUCGCUUGUCCUUCAUUUUGCAAUCUUUCCUCUGUCAUGCCCUUUACGGUAUCUAUUCAUACGACACAAUAACACUUUAAUUGCACCUGAACUAAUUGUAAGGGUGCAGGAUCACGUGAAAGUUUGGGGUUCCAUCUUUUAACUUUACUGGAUUUUAAGACGACGGCUCUCCCACUUUGACCAACUUUAGUCCAGGAUUCUUCGUUCAAGACACAUUAUGUUGACAGGUGAUACAAUGCGGUCUAUACUGGUGUUUGCUUUAUGUCUGGCCGUUUCGUGCGCUUAUCCUGACUUCAGGGACUUCUUUCCAAAUGGUUACACUGUGCCGAACCCUUGUGGCAGCGGAAUAUGGGAAGCUGUUGGCCACUACGACCCCAAUCAUCACACCGUCAACAAGAACCGGUUUGGACUGGACUUUCUCGCCGCUGGUCAAGCGUGGACACGUGACCUGUGUAUGAAGGACAGUGACAGGGACGGGAAAACUAACGGUGCGGAGUUGGGAGACCCGACGUGCGCCUGGGUUAAGGGUGGAGUGCCCACCGGCAAAGCCACCGGACAUCCGGGAAUCUGUGAACCUGUCGGUUCCUGCGCUGAUUCAUUCUCAUGCGGUUGCCAAGGAAACCAGUGCGUGGGAAAAUAAACAAAAAUAUUUAUUGCUACUAUUGUUGGCGUCGCACUGAAGUGCGGGGACUUUUAUGUAAUACGUUUU
Dreissena polymorpha is the source of this 1099-nucleotide messenger RNA. Its product is annotated as temptin-like. The transcript has 5 exons. The coding region runs from base 608 to 1030 and encodes 140 amino acids. The record is from RefSeq and is a predicted model, not a curated record. NCBI's taxonomy places the organism in Eukaryota, Metazoa, Mollusca, Bivalvia, Myida, Dreissenidae.